GGGACGAAAGGUUUGGGAUGAUCAUCGGCGACAAUCGCGUCAAUCGAGCAUGUCCACCAUAACGAGAGGGGUGGCGAACAUUGAUGUGAGGGCGGACGAUGUAUUCGGCGAUUGCGAUGGUGCAGGGGGCGAAGAUUGCGCUGCAGGCGACGAGAGCAAUGACAACGACGAGGACGGCUACGGGGAGAUGGAGAUUCGUCCGAUAGGGAGGAAGCGGGGAGGGUCAAGGGCCACAAACAAGUCUACACAACCGCGCGCGGGGCGGAGAGGCAAGAAGGGUGCGGGAGAUACGUCGAUAGGAGAGGUAGCAAAAAGCAGGGAUUUUUGGACCGUGGACCACAUGAUUGCUCUGAUUCGAGCUAAAAGAGACCAGGACUUGCAUCUGGCCGGCCUCGGUCACAACAACGGAAGGAUGAAGACGAAGACAUGGAAGUGGGACGACGUCGAGAAGAGGCUCAUGCAGAUGGGGGUGACGAGUAGAAAGGCCGAGGACUGCAUGAAAAAAUGGGACAACUUGUACCAACAGUUCAAAACCGUGCACAAGUUCAUGGGAAAAUCGGGGAAGCCAAAUUUCUUCACACUAACGCCGGGGGAGAGGAAGGAGCGGGGGUUCGAUUUUCAGAUGGAUGACCGUGUGUAUUCGGAGAUGAAGGCCAUGUCCAGGGGCAAUCACACUAUACACCCCACGAAUCUCGUGGACACGGGUGUGGCCGGAGGUGUUCAAAUGCCCUGUCCACGUGGAGGUCGGAAUGAAUCCGGCGGUAGCGAGGGAUGCGAGGAUGGACAGGACGACGAUCAGGGAUCGACGAGGGAUUCAACGUUCAACGGCGUUGGUGGUGGCGGGGGCGACAAACGAAAGAAUGUAAGACAACAGACCUUCGACACGAUUGCGGACGUCAUGAAGGACCACGAGAAUCUGAUGGCGACGACGGUGGACAUCGCGAGCAAGAGGCAGUGCUCAAUUCUGACGAGGCAAUCCGACAUUCUAGAGCGAGAGCUAGAAGUGCAGAAGGAACACUACGUGAAGGCCGACCAUGCGAACUUCAUGAUGGGCGGGCUCUUGUGGACGGCGAGGCGUGUCCAUGGUGUGCUGCGAGAGCACGGUAUGUACAAAAGGAGAGUACGGGCGGCACUCCGUACGACAGUGAUUCAUUUCCCACGGCUCCAACGACACUGUUUGUGCACUGAGUCGUCGUUACAGGCCUGCACAUCCACUUCGCCACUCCACGCUUCCGCUUUCGACUCCGCUGGCAGUGCCCCUUCAUGCGCAUCAAGCACGUGCGCCUCCUCGAACGUCGCCAUCAUUGUCACGGCUCCGUGGCCAGUGCCCCUUCCUGCGCAUCAUCCACGUGCUUCUUCGGCCACGUGCCCGUCGUCGACCUCCACGCGUCCACCGUCCACGUGGUCCUUCAUCGACGUCCUCCUUCAUCCACGUGGUUGUCGUUCCCGAUUUGCGGACGAGAUGGCACCGAGGAAUGCCUCAGGGAAGGGCAGGAAAGAUAGCGGAGUAGGGGAUGGGGGGGAAACCCAAAAAGGCAGAGGCCACGUGCCAAAGUCGAAAAGGCAGCGCGUCGACCAGGCUAGCUCCGAACACAAUGACGACUUCCAGGCAGAGGAAGUGGUGAUGGUGGAUCCGCAAGGGACAGCAGGGGCGAUGCGAUUGGGUUUUGGGCGGGAUGGGGUGUCGAGGGAACAGUUGUCCGCUAUCAAACAGAGCCUCGUUGUUGGUGGCGCCGGGACGUUGCCGAGGACCCCGAAGGCGGCAGGGGUUCUCAUCACGGAGGCGCGCGUUUUGAGGCAACUUCCGGUGGUGGGGGGCCAGGGUCAUCCACGUCAGCCACUCCCCCUGCAACAGGCGGGGGCUUCAGGUGGAGGCAAAGCACCGUCCGUGCAAAAGGGCGACGCGACAGCGAGCGACACUCAUACGGCGGCGGUGGAUCACAGCAGUAGAAGCGUAGUCGCCGAAGGUGCGGAGGAGGCGAGGGUCGAUGACGUCCGUCGCGACGAUGGGAGAAGAGAUGGAAAGCGGGAGGGCGAUGACGACGACGACCGUCCACUUGUCACGAGGUUGAAGGGUGCGGCAAAGGAGGACGAUGUGGAGGAGAGGUCGAAGUUGUGGGUUGAUUGCAACGCUUUCUGGGGUCAGGGCCCGCGGAAACCAUUGAGGGAGGCGAUCGAGGACCCUGCGCAGCGCAAACCCGCUUUGCGCAGAGCGCGCAACGUGGAAAAACUGGUGUUGCGCACCAUCCACGGCUGGAUCUUCAAAUCGUCGUCGAGGUCGACUGGCUUCGCUCGUGCAGAGUCGUACAUCAGCGUGGACUUAGUUACAGACGUCGCACGAGCAGUUUGGCAGGGAUACGAAUGGUCGAAAGUGGUUUCCCCUGCCAUGGUCUACCACACGCUGGCGAUGAAGAUGGACGUUCCUCUGUGGUUCGCGGGGGUGAAGAUUGUGGACCGGCCUGAAGACGACGACAUGGCGGCACGACAGGAGACGACAGUUCUUCGCGUGGCAGACUGCUGGACAAAUGCAGUCUGGUGUGGACAAUGGGCGGACGACGGCUGCGUGAAACAGGAGAGGUUGUCUCGGCUUGCGGAUUGUCUUCGAGCGUUGUUGAGCGCGUGCAUGUGGAUCAUGCGCAUGGGUGGUGACAAUGACCAAUCAAACUACGAGGCGUGGUUCUACGUGUCCAUGGUCGCCAAACCCACAAUGAUAGCGGCGGGGUCCUACAUCUUCGACUGGCGGCGAAACAUCGUCGACACCGCCAACCUCGUUUUGGAUCGUAUAGGGAAGGCUCACCUGACGCUGGGAGAUUACCCGCAUUGCAUUCCGAAAUGGUCUGAUUGUGGUUUGGUGUUAAGGCAUAACGCGACCCCGAAGAAUGCAGCGGAAGCCGCGAAACACGGCUGGAUCGGCAGCGGGCCCCCGACGGAGGAUGAUGCAGAUGACGGGAGUUGACAGGCGUUAAUGGUCAUCACAUGCUCGUCCACAUCUUCUUUUGUAUGCGGCAUACUCAUUCGGUCGUCGACUCGUGGCGUUGUUAUCAUCGCCGGCAUCUGAGAAAGCAAAAGAAAACAAGGAAAACAUGAAGGAACCUAUCCACACACUUUCGUUGGCAUCCUUUUCUGUUUGCUGCCCGUGUUUCCCUUCAUGAUGCCAUCGCUAAAACCUGAUGAUCGUGCGCACCGCACGAAAGCCAAAAUAAAGGGAAAAAAAAAUAAAUGGAUGGUCACCACGCAGUUGCCGAAUAAACACAUCUUUCAUGA
Chara braunii is the source of this 3264-nucleotide messenger RNA. Lineage: Eukaryota; Viridiplantae; Streptophyta; Charophyceae; Charales; Characeae. The record is from the annotation of a GenBank genome assembly.